Messenger RNA from Prinia subflava (tawny-flanked prinia), 3395 nucleotides. It is a transcript of the gene COMMD6, whose product is annotated as COMM domain containing 6. NCBI's taxonomy places the organism in Eukaryota, Metazoa, Chordata, Aves, Passeriformes, Cisticolidae. Bases 40 to 663 code for a protein of 207 amino acids. The record is from RefSeq and is a predicted model, not a curated record. Gene Ontology annotation, molecular function: NF-kappaB binding. The transcript has 7 exons.
CCCGUGGCGGUAGGCGGGGCUCGGCGGGCGCGCGGCGCCAUGGCCGGCGGCUCGGCGGGCGCGCUCGGGCGGGCGCUGGAGGCGCUGGAUGGUGGUGGUGCAGCAGACAAGAUUCGUUUAAUACCUCAAGACUUUUUUGCAGAGCUGUGUGAACAAAUAAUUCAACAUCUGAACCAUAAGAUCCCGGGUAUAAAUACAGCUGAAUUGUGUCAGAGAAUUCAAACAUCGGGGGUUGACAUUAAUGUUGGUGACCUGGCAAAAAUAGCCAACAUUCUUUCAUUUCUAUUUAGCACAGCAGCCAGAAACAACCUCUCUACAGAAGAACUUGUCACCACCUUGGGCAGUGGCGUCAGCACGCUGCCAAAACAUGCAGUUCAGGUUAUUCGUCACGUGUGGAACGAGCAGGGCAAAGCCAUUGCUGUGUCAGAAGAUGCACGAAAUAUGGCCACAGUGGGACAGUUUGUGGAUAUGAAGUGGAAACUUGGAGUUGCCAUGAGCUCUGACACAUGCAGGUCUCUGAAGUACCCGUAUGUCACAGUGACACUAACAGUGGCGGACCCUGCCGGACAAAUAUCAGACAAAUCUUUUGAAAUGACAAUCCCACAGUUCAAGAACUUCAUCAGACAGUUCAAGGAAAUGGCAUCUGUUCUUGAAACAGUUUGAAGGGAACUCUUAUUUCCAGUGACAUGUUGGAGAAGGAUCAAGUAAACUUUCCAUUUUGCACAGGGAAUAAAGUGCCAUUGUUCAGCAAGGUAUGUAUCCUUGUCUUCUUGACAGGAACUGGUCAGCAUCACCCUUGCAUCGCUGUGAAGAUCUCUUCGCUUUUGAUUACUUGAAGUCAGCUCUGCAGUGUUUAUGAAAACAUGUCCAUGUGUUUUUCCUGGUAGACAAAAGAUCAGGACAUGUAUGGAGAAGCAUUUCUGUAGACUUCCUAAUAGCCACGAGUAAGAAACUAGACACUAAACUCAGCAAGACACCUGAAAAUGUUUACUGGGAAGAAGUGUAAAUUCCAUGUUAAUAUUUUUGUCUGUAAAAUUAGGAUGGGCUUGGACUCAACAGUAGUAUUACGUAUAAGGAGAAUAUGAAGUUAUGUGUAACUAGCAUACAGCUACUCUUGAAGAAUAGCAUUGUCAGGUAAUUGAUUGCAGCUAUUUGCAGAUCUGGCUUCCAGUCUUUUAAUAACUGCAGAAUGUACUUGUCUUAACAGCUUCAAAUACUUAUUUCCAACCACCUAGGCUUAUAAAGACUGAAUUAAUGCAUUAAGUUUUUCCAGAGACCCAAAAUUCUCUCAAAUGAAGCCCAGAGGUCAAUUUUAAAUAAAGCUACAAAGGCAAAUUAAUUCCAAAGUAUUUUAAUGGGUUUCUGCUUUUUCAUUUGAUUCAUUGUUAAUCUGUAGCAUUCUGCUUGAUGUUUUGGUCAGCCAUCUUCUUUCUAAUUAAAUUAAAAUAUUGAUGUAGUUACCUCCUUUCAACCUCUGAACUAGAAAGGACAAGAGGAAACUUGAGAAUUCAGGCUGGAGAGGUAGCCAAGCACAUCAGAGAAGGGACCACACUAAAAGAUUGUUUGCGUGUUGCAUUGUAACAGGCAUCCACUAAAAGAUUUCUUUGCACAAAAAGAUUUCUUUCCAUAUUGCAUUGUAACAGGCAGCCACUGCACUGUAUUCUGCACACUUGCCCUAAGAAGUGUCCUAACAAACAAAAUUUUGACUUUGAUGUUGAAGAGUGGGGGCAUUUCUAAAGGGGAAUGAUAAAUCCAAUGUUCUUGCAUGCUCUUCUCUUAAUUAUUUUUACCUUGAAUUUUCCAUAAAACAAAACAUACUGCAAAUAUUGGGGGAUGUAAAAAAUGCAAUAGUGUUGCAUCUCCAGAUGUGCAGGUGGUGUAGUAGAGCAAGUUAAUCUGAAGAAAGAUAAUUCACACUGAUAAGCUGACUGAAGUUUCUGCUUCAGCAUCAGGCUGGUAGAGACUGAGUACCAGCUUCACUGGAACAAGUUCUCAAAUUAUUUCAGGCCCACUUAAAAUGCAAACAUCUACUCUACCUGAUUAACUCAAAUCUGUUUUUUAAAUUAACAUUUUUAAGAGCUGGCUGAAAGUCAUUGAUACAGGUUAUGCCUGCCUUUUUGUGCUGUGAAAAUAAACUGCAGCACACUGUGCGUGCUGCAUAUGCUACAGUCCUUUCAGGAAUGCCCCUAUUUUAGGCAUUAUGCAUGAUGCAUAAAAACAGUACCUGGGAUUGAUUAGAAGCCUGAAUAAGUGGAACAGUCUUGGUUUUGACAGAAGUUUUCGGCCAUGACUGUGGAUCUGGAUGAUACUUUCUUUAUGCUGGCUGAAAUCUGAGGUGUUUGCUUUGUGGCUGGGGAGGGCAGAGGCCUUUUCUGGGACCCUCCUGGCGCAGUGUCACAAAAUGCUCUUGGGAGCACACUUCCCGUUUGCCUCUUCCCUUGUAUGUCUGCAAGGGCUCAGGGCUGAACAUACAGCUAACAAAUGUGUAUGGAAAAGUGAUCAGCUGAUUUUUUUGUUUUGUUUUGUUUCUUUUGGUUGUUGCUGUUUUUUAAUUUGCAGAAGUUGGAGGGCAAGGCUGCUAUAACUGGAAAGCAUUGUCAUGCUUUGACCUAGUGAAUUAUUUGGUUUACAUCAAUGCAAGAAUUCCAGAAAAAAAAUAAGGUUGCCUUUUUUUUUUUUAGUAAAGCUGGAGCCUCACAAAUAACUUCCUAUGGGUUCUGAUGCACAUAAAUUCUUCAUAUAGCUGGAAAUACUUGUGCCUUCAUUGGAACUGCAUGGAAAAGAAGAUUUAAUUAAUCAUAUCUUAACAAUUCAGUAGAUGUUGGAAGGUAAUGAGGAAACUCCCAGUUAGCAUUUUUGCUUGCUCCAUCAGCAAGAGGAGAAAGUUGUCAGCCUUUCUAAAGGCUUUUAUUUUGUCAAGUCAGAUAUCCUAGAAGUAUUGAUGAAUAUUUUUUUUAAAUGGCCCUGCACUCCAGCAGGUUGUAAUUCUGGCUGGAAGAUGCUUGGACAUGAAUACUGUAUCAAUUUACUGUCUUGAGAAUUUUCAGAGUUGUGAUUUAAAGUUGGCUAUGUACUCAAACUUUUGAAAUGUGUCCUCAUCACUAUCAGCAGGAAUUCCUCUACUGAGUAAUGAACGAAUUAAGUGUUUUAUUAAAAGGAUACCAAACGAAAACCAUAACAGUUUUAAGGGUAACAAUAUCAUAUGUCCAGACAAGCUGGUGAUUUGUUUGUCUAUAUAUGCAGAAACCAGAUCUUUUCAAAGAGAAUCAGGAGUCCUUAUGUGUUCCUAAUUCUAAUUGUUGAUGAAUAGAAAUUGUAUAACAUGAAUAUUUUUGUAAGUCCACAGACAGUCAUUAAACAUGUAGGUAAUAAAGACAAAGCUAGUCUGUGUUUUG